AUGUCAGAAACCGCUGAUCGGCAAUCCGUCUCGCCAGAGAAUACCACGUUGUCAAGUGCUUCGUGCACAUCAACAACGGCGACUCCCUCCAGUACAUCGGUUAGUGGUGCUUCCUGGGUAAUGCGAGCGGCAGCAACAGUCCAACCCGUCCAAACGCCUCCCCCACCUACUCCCUCGCCAGGCCUGCUGUCCGCCGUUGCACGACAGACCGCAGAAAUUCGGCCACUGACUAAUUUUGUUGCUACUGUUCUACCGACGACCACAGGACUCUUUGGCGAUCAACAUCCGCAUCAGCCACAGGUCAGUAGCAGCUACCUCUCGCCGGUUCCUCAGAGUCAAAGCACCUUCCAGUCUAUCGAGACUUCAGCCUUCGCGGGAAGCUCUCAGACCACCGAAUCACAGCCAUUCCCGAAUUCUGCCGCUUCUUUGAGACCCAUGAAGUUUCUUCCGGCGAUGCAAGUAGGCACGAGUUCAUCUACCUUCACCACAGACGACCAACAACCAGUAACUGCCGCAUCAUUUCAACCUCGUGCUUCCACGAUUGGGAAGCGGACUUACGAGGAAGCUGUCAUGGGCUCAGACCAGCACACUCAGCCUUCAGGUUCUGGAGAGACGGCCCAAGACGACAGCCCGAUGUCCCCUUCAGCAUCCGGCUCUUCUGAAAACCAGGAGCCGAAACGAUUCAAGUCCACGGUAUUCACUCCAACCCGGUCAUCCAUGGAAGCCACACUGCUAGUUUCUCCGAUGAUGACAGCGCCCUCCGCUGACCCCAACGUUUCCGUAUUCACAGAAACAAUCAACGUGGAAAUGGAAGGUACUGCGGAUUCAAGUGUUGAGCACCAGGAAGACCAAGUUGAAGAAAUCAGCCCCGAUGUAGAAGAGGAGGGGGAGGUGAUGCCGGUACAGCAGAUGACGCCUUUGUCCUGCAAUGAGGAGGACGUUGAUGUGAAUGAUGAAAUUGUGGAGGAGGGAGAGGAGGACCAGCAACAGGAGGACGAAGAUCCCCGCUUAGUCAUUGAAGAUGUCGAUAGCCAGUCCCAAAUGGUCCCCGAAGAGGUGAUGCAUCUAGCGCCAGAGGAAGAGAGCACUGAUGGGGAAGACGACAGCGAGGGUGACCAGACCGAUUAUGAAGCAGAGGACCAAUGUGCUGCUGCUGCUGCUGUCGAAGGCGGUGAUGUUGAGGAAGACAAUGGCGAAGACAAUGAAGGCGCUAACGAAAGCGACGACGCUGUCAUUGUUCUCAGUAGUGGCCGAGACGAUGACGAUGAUGAUGAAGACGAAGAAGAUGACGACGACGGCGGUGACAAUGCACAAGAGGUCGAGGACGAAGAGAGCCGGUCAGAAGGCGAAGAAGCUCAAAUUGCCGAUGAAGCGGGCGAGAGCGGUGAAGCCAGUCUGGGUAGCGGCGAUUUGGAAUGCGAAGGCGACGAAGGACCCGCCUCCGAAGCCGAAGACGCCGAGAACCCUGCGCCUCCACCGACGACAGUGGCCCCUCAUAGUGAUUCCCUCUUCUCUCAAACGCUUUCAACUUCUGGCACAGCAGGUGGUGGUCUCUUCAGCUCAAUCACAGCGUCAUCGAGUUCUGGUCUCUUUUCUGGAUUGAAAACCCUUUCUUCAGAUACAGAAAAACCCGUCUCUCUCUUUGGUAGCGCGGCUACAACGUCCAGUAGUUUGGUAACCUCCGCACCACGUGGUCUGUUUUCAAGCCCCCUGCUGUCCACACAGCCCCAAGCCUCAGCUAGCCUUAACCGCCCAACCUCCGUCACGGUCUCCCAAUCUCUGACCACUUCCUCAAAACCCGUUUCAACUUUACCCGCGGGUGGUUUGUUGGCCUCAACUACGAGCAGAGAAAAGAUCCAACCGAUUGUGUGGACAGACAAGCCGGCUGCUUCGCGGAAACACUCCACCCCAGCCUCCAACAUACCGACGGUGCCGCCAACUGGUUCGUUUGGUCCGGCGUUGGGUGGAGCCAGUCGGCGGAAGCACUGGGGCCCCUUCGGGGGAGUCGGGAAGGGCCUCCCGAGAGGCGGUCAUCGGUGA
Molecule: messenger RNA, 2040 nt
Organism: Mesocestoides corti
Lineage: Eukaryota; Metazoa; Platyhelminthes; Cestoda; Cyclophyllidea; Mesocestoididae
Source: the annotation of a GenBank genome assembly